This is a messenger RNA of Mercurialis annua (annual mercury), 3927 nucleotides long. RefSeq lists its product as uncharacterized. The coding region runs from base 1 to 3927 and encodes 1308 amino acids. The record is from RefSeq and is a predicted model, not a curated record. The transcript is spliced from 10 exons. NCBI's taxonomy places the organism in Eukaryota, Viridiplantae, Streptophyta, Magnoliopsida, Malpighiales, Euphorbiaceae.
AUGAGAACCAAAGACAAGUUGAAGAGUUGGGGCUGCAUUGAUGAGGAUGUGUGUGUGUUUUGCAACAAGGAUAAAGAGAAUGUGGAUCAUUUAUUCUUUACCUGUGAUGUUUCUCGAAGGAUCUUUAAGAAAGUCUUGGAAGCUUGUAUGAUUUUCAAGGAUGUUGAGAGAUGGAGAAGGGAGUGGGCGUGGUAUGGCAGGAAAGCUUCUGGUAAGAGCAUUAUGGCUAGAGUUAGAAGAAUUGCCUUCAUUAGUUCUAUUUAUCAGAUUUGGAGAGCUAGAAAUAGAAAGGUUUUUGAGAAUGAAGCUAUCAAUUCCCUUGCUUUUAGAGUUGUUGCUUGCUAUAGUUGUUUAGAGUUGUUUGCUUGGGCCUAUUCAUCACCGGUGACAGCCAGUGCCGAUACGACGAUUGCGUUAAUAGGCCUCACUUCAAAAUUGUGGCUUCUGUUGUUUGAACUUGACUAUGAUGAAUUGGGUUUGUUGUUUGAUGAAUUAGAUGGUGGUUUAGUCUUGGCGGGAAGACUCCAAUCAGUGGGACUGUCAUAUUCUUUACUGGAGUGUUUAUGCAAAAGUUUCUUACAUAAAAGCAGGCUAAGGCAAGCAAGGGUACUGCUGACCACGUUGCUUCAGAGGCUUGAAAAACAUGGAAGAUUGGAGGCGGUUUGUCAUUUGCUAGGAAGCAGCGAGUUAUUCGUUCUCUGGUCACCAAAAAUAAUGCUUGUCUUAUCGGAGGUAUUCUGUGUGUCUGGAAUAAAACUCUCUUCAAUCCAUAUAGGAUUAGAAUGGGAGCUCGUUGGAUUAGUUUGGAAUUCAUUUGGUUCUCUACGCCUAUCCGAGUCAUUUUUGUCUAUGCUACAAUUUUCUGAUUUUAUUUCGGCUUCUAGUUUGAUAGAAUCUCCGCUUCAAGGGCGCCACUUUACUUGGCAGAAUAGUGUCUCUAAGUCCAAGCUUGAUCGGUGUUUCACCUCAACAUCUUUACUAGCUUCUUGGCCUCACUCAAUUUUACAGGCUUUACCCAGAUCUUACUCGGACCACAUCCCGAUUGCUUUCAAAUCUGAAGUAGUCUCUGAUUGGGGUCCUAAGCCUUUCAAGUCAAUCAAUGCCUGGUGGGAUCACUCUGCUUUCCCUUCAUUCAUCUUGAAUGCUUGGAAUAAUAUUUCGGUUAAUUUUCCUCCUGGAGAUUUGGUGGUGAAGUUGCGUCAGCUGCGAUCUAUGAUUAAGGUUUGGAAUAAAGAGGUUUUUGGGGAUCUUAACACAAAAUUACUUUCUGUUGAUCAGGAAAUUCAAACCUUGGAAGUUGCUUCAGAUUUUAACGCCUUAACUGACAUGGAAGUGGAUCGGUUAUCUUACUUGAGGGCGGAAAAUAAUUUAAUCUCCAACCAACUGGAGUCUCUUUGGCGUCAAAAAUCCAGAGUUAAGUGGAAUCUUCAUGGGGACCGUAAUACGAAAUUUUUUCACACCUCAGCGUCGGUGCAUUCUAAGAACAGCUUCAUCUCUGAGCUAUUUGUGAACGGCAUCCGGUUCUCUUCAGCUCAGGGUAUAAAGGAUCAGGUUCAUCUUUUCUACAAGAAUCUUUAUAAGCGCAGCAACUGUGUUGUUUUUUCUCUUGCUUCCCUGCCGAUCCUUAGCCUGUCCGAACCUCAAGGUGCUUCUUUGACUUCGGUUUUCUCGGAGGAUGAGGUGUUAUCGACUCUUUUGGGUCAGGAUGAUAACAAAGCUCCUGGGCCUGAUGGCUUUAACUAUUUCUUCUAUAACAAAGCCUGGCAUCAACACGGCUUUCUUGGUGCUUAUCCAAUGUUCAUCGGAGCUUCAGAGCUUUCUGACUUCAGACCUAUCAGUUUUAUUAAUGGCAUUUUCAAGUUGCUUAGUAAGGUGUUGGCGAAUCGUUUAUUUCCUUUACUGCCUUCCAUCAUCUCUGCUAAUCAAUUUGGUUUCAUCAAGGGUCGCAAUAUCCACGACUGCCGCAUGAUAGCCUCGGAAAUCCUGCACUUAGCGUCUCGUCGAAAGGAGCAGCUCUUCCUUAUUAAGCUUGACUUUAAGAAAGCCUUCGACAGCAUUUCUUGGGAUUUCAUUCUUAUGAUGAUGGCUAGAAUGAAUUUUCCUAAGCUUUGGAUUGAUUGGAUUUCUUUGCUAUUUAAUUCUUCUCAGCUAUCGGUUCUGGUUAGUGGUUCUCCUACUCACAACUUCUUCAUGGGAAAAGGUGUGCGAGAAGGCGACCCGAUCUCUCCUAUGCUUUUUGUGUUGGCUGUAGAAGGGCUUAAAGCUUUGUUUGAUAAAGCUAUUUCUCACUCUUUUAUUGACGGUGUUCAUAUCGAUGGUUAUCCUGAUCCGGUCUCUAUUCUUCAAUUCGCGGAUGAUACUUUAAUUUUCAUUCCUAAUGACAUGAAUAUGAUCGUAAACCUUCUCCGAAUUCUCCGUUGUUUUGAGAAAGUUUCCAGCCUUCAUAUUAACUAUAAGAAAAGUUCUAUUCUUGGCGUCAAUGUUGAUGAUGCUUCUCUGCAAAUGGCGGCUUCCAUCCUUAAUUGUCCUAUCAGCAGCUUACCGAUCAUGUAUUUAGGAUUGCCUCUUUCUUUGAGACCGAUAAAAGCAGCUCUUUGGCAGCCUGUUGUUACUAAUUUUCACAACCAAUUAGCUUCUUGGAAGGGAAAUCUGCUUUCGCCCGCUGGAAGACUGAUACUUGUUAAAGCGUGUCUGAGUAGUUUACCGGUUUAUUUUAUGUGCUCUUUUUAUAUGCCUCAAUCAGUCCUUCUUUUACUGGAUCGUUGCAUGAAGAUAUUUUGGUGGUGUGGUUCUCCUAAUGGCAAAGGUCUUUGUAAAAUAUCUUGGUCGAAGGUUUGUCUUCCAUUCUCGUUAGGUGGUUUGAAUAUCACCCCUUUUCGGAUAAAGAAUAAGAGCCUUCUUUAUAAAUGGAUCUGGAAGUUGAUCUCUCCUUCGAACCAAUUGUGGUUCUCGGUUAUUUGUCAGAGUUGCUCCUUAAACUCUUGGCACGAUAUUGAGGCUUCUAAGUAUUAUCUUCUUUCGCAUACUUGGAAAGGCAUUUUUAAUGCUUGUGUUAAAGAUUCCGAGCAAUGGAAAAGCUUUACUUCUUGUGUUUCAUUCCGUGUGGGUACAGGCGACUUGAUCAAGUUUUGGCAUGACGUUUGGCUUUAUAGCGUUCCUCUUAGGCAUCGUUUCCCUAAUCUGUAUCGCAUCCGCAGAUCUAAAAACAGCAUGGUGGUUGACUUCUUCAGUCAAGGAGCUGCUGUCUUUGAGCGCACCUCCUGGAACCGUCGGCUAAGAAUUGGCGAGGAGGAGGAUUUAGAGCUACUGCUAUCGGAUUUGCGAUCUGUUUCCUUCCCUGGGAGUCCUGAUGAAGCGUACUGGCAGAAUAAGGUUAGUGGUCAGUUGCAAUCUCAGCUGAAUUUAGGAAUCUUUAUUCCCUCUAUUUGGAAGCUUAAUAUCCUGCCGCGCAUUCAGUUUUUUAUGUGGUUAGUUGCUUGGGAUCGCAUCUCUUGUAAUGCUUCACUAGGGGCGAGAGGUAUUCUUAACCCUUCUCUUAUAGGCUGUUCGGUUUGUCACAUCGAGGAAACUUCAUCGCAUAUUUUAUUGCAUUGCUCCUUUGCUUGGAAUUUGUGGUGUUUCAUCUUUUCUAAAUGUGGCAUCAUUUGGGUUUCUCCUUAUACCACUGAGAGUUUUUUCAUCCUAUGGAAUGACUUCUCCUUAAACGCUUACAAAGAUUUGUGGAAGCUCAUUUGGUUCUUUUGCGUUUGGGAAUUAUGGAAGGCGAGAAGCAGGCGUGUUUUCAGAGGAGAUUCGACGCAGAUUGAAGCUUUAGCGCAUUUAGCUAUUUCUAGAGCUGUUAUGUAUUAUGCUUGUUUUCAUCCUAGAAUCCCUUAUUCAGGAAAUGACGUAUUUAGAUGCUUAAAUUGCUUUGUAAAGUUGAACUAG